Messenger RNA from Amphiprion ocellaris (clown anemonefish), 2583 nucleotides. RefSeq names its product peripherin 2b (retinal degeneration, slow) (gene prph2b). Lineage: Eukaryota; Metazoa; Chordata; Actinopteri; Pomacentridae. The transcript is spliced from 3 exons. Bases 245 to 1270 code for a protein of 341 amino acids. The record is from RefSeq and is a predicted model, not a curated record. Gene Ontology annotation, biological process: visual perception. Gene Ontology annotation, cellular component: membrane.
GCGCUGCUGCUCAUUCACGCCUCCACGCUGCUGCAAGACGCUGCUCGGUCGCUUCAGGACCUCCAUGGCAGACCCCCCCAGGUAUGGACUGUCCUGACGUGCAGCUCGGCGUUAUGGCUCUGAAUCCAGGAGUUCAGCUGAUUAAACCUCUAAACUGAAGGAUCUCAGACCGUGCAGCUGUUUCUUAUUGAUUCCGGACUUUUAGUGACUUCAGUAGCUUUGGUGAGUUUUUAGAGACGACAAAAUGCCGUUCAUGCCGGUGAAGUUCACCCUGCAGAAGCGAGUGAAGCUGGCUCAGGGCCUAUGGAUGCUCUACUGGCUCUCCGUCAUCGUGGGAAUCCUCAUCUUCAGCCUCGGCAUCUUCUUCAAGAUCGAACUGCGCAAGAGGAGCGAGAUGAUGGACAACAACGAGAACCACCUGGUGCCCAACCUGCUGAUGCUGGUGGGCGCACUGGCCUGCGGGAUCAACGCCUUCGGGGGGAAGGUCUGCCACGACUCCCUGGACCCCAACAAGUUCUCCAAGUGGAAGCCGAUGCUGAAGAUGUUCCUGCUGCUGUGCUGCGGCUUCAACGUGCUACUGCUGCUGGUGGCACUGCUCUGCUUCCUCAUGCAGUUCGCCGUGUACCUGACGCUGGCCGAGGGCCUGAAGAACGGCAUCAAGUUCUACAAGGACACGGACACGCCGGGACGCUGCUUCAUGAAGAGGACGCUGGACAUGACGCAGAUCGAGUUCCGCUGCUGCGGCAACAACAACUUCAGGGAUUGGUUCGAGGUGCAGUGGAUCAGCAACCGCUACCUGGACAUGAGCAAUGACGUGGUCAAAGACCGUGUCCUCAGUAACGUUGAGGGGAAGUACCUGAUGGACAGCGUCCCUUUCAGCUGCUGUAACCCCGGCUCGCCCCGCCCCUGCAUCCAGCACCACCUGACCAAUAACUCCGCCCACUACGACUACGACCACCGCACAGAGGAGCUCAACAUCUGGGUCCGCGGCUGCCGGGAGGCGCUGUUCUCCUACUACAGCAGCAUGAUGAACAGCAUCGGGGCGCUCGUCAUCCUCACCAUUGUCCUGGAGUCGGUGGACAUGGCGGGGCUGAAGUACCUGUGCACGGCUCUGGAGACCAUGGCGGAUCCGGAGAACCCGGAGUGUGAGAGUGAAGGCUGGCUGCUGGAGAAAGGCGUCAAGGAGACGUUCGCCGACGUGCUGAGCAAGGUGAAGACGAUGGGGAAGACCAACCAGGUGGAGGAGGGCGGGGACGCACCUGAGGCGUGAUAGCCCCACCCACCACGGAGGACUGAGGCUCCCCACUCCCCUCACCACCAACCGCCACCUCCCCCCAACGAAGGGAAUCAGGAGUUCACCUGUUGUAUUCACACACACACACACACACACACACACACACACACACACACACACACACACACACACACACACACACACACACACACACACACACACGUUCAAAGUGAACAAGUCAUUUAAAGAUGUGGAUAUUUUCUGUAAAUAUGUUGAACAAAGUUUAUUUUUAAUUUACUGUAACUAAAGCUCCUGGUCAGGAUUCACAUUAAGUCACCGCCCUUUAGUACCAGCUGUCGGCCUGAUGCCGGACUCACCUGUCGGCCUGAUGCCGGACUCACCUGUCGGCCUGAUGCCUGACUCACCUGAUUUGCUGCUGAACUGCUCUCAUCUGAGAAGUGAAGUGUUUAAGUUUCUGUUUCUCCAGCUCAGAGCGCUAAGCAUUAAUAAAGCUCUUUUUACAUUUGGAGGAUUUUUGCCAAACAUGUAAUUUACCUGAAACACAAGCGUCUCAGUAACGGUUGGGCUCUUUACCUUCGCUGUCCGACCUGGUUGGCAUGGAAACAGACGGCGGAACAUCAAAUAGAAAAAACUAAAAUACUUAGUAGUGCCACUUCUGACCAGCAGGAGGUGAAUACAGACCUCUAUUCACAGGAGUGUACACCUGUACAGAGAGCACUGUGUUCACAUGUCUGUACAUACACCUAUACACACAGGUGUGCACAUUAAUACAAAGAGCUGUAUAACAAAAGUAUAUGAGGUGUACAUACACAGGUAUAAACAGGUAUUAUAGAUGUACAUACAAGUAUUUAAUUGAUGAUUCAUGAAUUUUUCUUUGUCAGCGUCUUUUUAACAUUUUCUUUAUGGAGCAAACAGCUUCUCUGGCAUGUUGUGUAUUUUGUUGUUGAGCUGAGCAGCUAGCUAACAUAGCUAAUGAUGAUGCUGGACUGAGCCUGGCAGACGGAGUUCAGGGUGAACAUGUGGCCCUCUGGUUUCCUGUCAGGAGGAUUCUGGUUCCAAACACGAGUGUUUUUUACCGUCAACCUGCAGCCAAACCAACCAACCAGCACACAGUGAAGUAGUGCUGGUGUUUAUUGGGAGUACUGGGCAGGAAGCAGCUCCAGUGUGCAGCUCUGAGGUCAGUUAAUUCAGUCAGUAGUCGUCCAGGGUUUCACUGACAGCUAAUAUUUGUAUGUUCCUGAGUUGUGAUGUUUUCAGUCUGAUGUUGUGGGUCGGAUGGAGUUUGUAGUCGCUGUGUUUGAUAAGAUUAAAAAAAGAUUGUGACUGAA